Molecule: messenger RNA, 795 nt
Organism: Fonsecaea multimorphosa CBS 102226
Lineage: Eukaryota; Fungi; Ascomycota; Eurotiomycetes; Chaetothyriales; Herpotrichiellaceae
Exons: 1
Coding region: 1-795 (264 amino acids)
Biological process (GO): deoxyribonucleotide catabolic process; carbohydrate catabolic process
Cellular component (GO): cytoplasm
Molecular function (GO): deoxyribose-phosphate aldolase activity
Source: RefSeq, a predicted model, not a curated record
AUGUCAGAACCGAAAACGAUCAAAGUGACUCUGUCACAGAUAGCCAAAAUGAUUGAUCACUCCCUUUUACAUCCGACCAUGACGGACCAGGAAAUCCAGGCCGGACUGGAAAUUGCGAAGAAGUACCAGACAGCCACGGCUUGCGUCAAGCCGUAUGCAAUCGCGCAAGCAAAGAAAGCCCUCGACGGAUCAGGCGUUGCGGUCUGUCCGGUCAUUGGCUUCCCCGCCGGCAACAGCACUAUCGAAGUAAAGGUCUUUGAAGCACAGAAGGCCGCUGAGGCAGGGGGCGCAGAGAUCGAUAUGGUGGUCAAUAUUGGCAAAGUGCUCUCAGGCGACUGGGACUACGUCACUAGGGAAAUCGGAGCAAUCAACACUGCAGUGCGGAACCAAGGGGCGAUUCUGAAGGUCAUCUUCGAGAACGAUUUUCUGCAGGAUGAGCACAUCAUCAAGCUAUGUGCGAUCUGUUCAGAGCUUGAUGUUGCCUUCGUCAAAACAUCGACCGGCUAUGGAUUUGUCAAGCAGCCCAAUGGCAUGUACACGUACAAGGGCGCCACGGUACCUCACCUGAAGCUCAUGAGAAAGCACUCCAAAUCGGGAAUCCAGAUCAAAGCAGCAGGGGGAGUUCGCACGUUGGAUGAUUUGCUCUAUGUCAUGUCCAUUGGCGUCACGAGGAUAGGAGCCACCGCGACGGUUGCGAUUCUGGAGGAGGCGAAAAAGAGAGGUAUAGGCGACGAGCCGGUUGAGGUGGAAGUGAAGCCCAUGGCUGGAGCCACCACCAAUGGAGCAGCUUACUAG